This is a messenger RNA of Epithele typhae, 1365 nucleotides long. RefSeq names its product gamma tubulin. Gene Ontology annotation, cellular component: centrosome; nucleus; cytoplasm. Lineage: Eukaryota; Fungi; Basidiomycota; Agaricomycetes; Polyporales; Epitheliaceae. Gene Ontology annotation, biological process: meiotic spindle organization; cytoplasmic microtubule organization; mitotic sister chromatid segregation. The transcript has 10 exons. Gene Ontology annotation, molecular function: structural constituent of cytoskeleton; GTP binding. Bases 1 to 1365 code for a protein of 454 amino acids. The record is from RefSeq and is a predicted model, not a curated record.
AUGCCACGGGAGAUCGUGACCGUUCAGCUGGGCCAGUGCGGCAACCAAAUGGGUUCCGUCUACUGGCAACGGCUGUGCGCCGAGCACGGGAUUAACAAAGAAGGCAUUCUAGAGGACUGGGCGACUGAAGGUGGAGACAGGAAAGACGUUUUCUUCUACCAGGCGGAUGAUGAGCACUACAUCCCACGAGCCAUUCUCGUCGACCUUGAACCAAGAGUAAUCAACGGAAUCCUCUCCUCGCCAUACGCAAACCUGUACAAUCCCGAAAACAUUUUUGUGUCCAAGGAUGGCGGGGGUGCCGGCAACAACUGGGCUCAAGGCUACGCUGCAGGCGAGCGCAUAUACGAAGAGGUCAUGGAGAUGGUUGAUCGGGAGGCUGAGGGAAGCGACUCGUUGGAGGGGUUUAUGCUCAUGCACUCCAUUGCCGGUGGAACCGGCUCAGGAGUAGGCUCUUUCUUGCUAGAGCGCCUGAAUGACAAGUUCCCCAAGAAGUUGAUACAAACAUACUCCGUAUUCCCGAACGCUCAAGAAGGAGAUGUUGUCGUCCAGCCAUACAACGCAAUGCUCACGCUCAAACGUCUCACCAACCACGCGGAUUCGGUCGUUGUUUUGGACAAUGGUGCUCUUACUCGGAUAUCUGCCGACCGGCUUCACGUCCAAACACCAAGCUUUGAUCAAACGAACCAACUGGUUUCUACCGUGAUUGCUGCGAGCACACAAACGCUCAGGUAUCCUGGCUACAUGAACAACGAUCUCGUAGGCAUCAUCGCAUCAUUGAUUCCUACACCACGAUGCCAUUUCCUCAUGACAUCCUACACCCCGUUCACGAGCGAUCAAAUUGACAAAGCAAAGCCUAUUCGACGAACAACAGUCCUCGAUGUCAUGCGACGUCUCUUGCAACCCAAGAACUGUAUGGUAUCAACUACCCCAAGCAAAACGGCGUGUUACAUCUCGAUCCUCAACAUCAUCCAGGGUGACGUCGACCCCACAGACGUGCACCAAUCCCUCCUCCGCAUCCGCGAGCGCCAGCUCGCCAACUUCAUCCCUUGGGGACCGGCCUCGAUUCAAGUCGCUCUCACACGGCGGUCGCCGUAUGUACAAACAAAUCACCGCGUGAGCGGGCUCAUGCUCGCGAACCACACCAGCGUCGCUUCGCUCUUUAAGCGCAUGCUCGACCAAUUCGACCGCCUGCGCCGGCGAAAUGCCUUCGUCGAACAAUACAAGAAAGAGAAGAUGUUCCAGGACGGCCUCGAGGAGUUCGAUGACGCGCGAGCUACAGCAGAAGAACUGCUCAAGGAGUACAAGGCGUGUGAAAGCCCGGACUACAUCACCUACGACCACACUAACCUGUACUUUACUGCAUAG